Molecule: messenger RNA, 1490 nt
Organism: Myotis davidii
Lineage: Eukaryota; Metazoa; Chordata; Mammalia; Chiroptera; Vespertilionidae
Gene: PGBD5
Product: piggyBac transposable element derived 5
Exons: 7
Coding region: 38-1429 (463 amino acids)
Biological process (GO): non-replicative DNA transposition
Cellular component (GO): nucleus
Molecular function (GO): transposase activity
Source: RefSeq, a predicted model, not a curated record
UCUACUGCCUGACUUCUCGGGAGGUCCCACCCGGAAGAUGCCCCCCAGCGCCAGCGCCCUGGACUUCUUCCAGCUCUUCGUCCCCGACAACAUGCUCAAGAACAUGGUGGUGCAGACGAACCUGUACGCCAGAAAGUUCCAGGAGCGCUUCGGCAGCGACGGCGCCUGGGCGGACGUGACGCUGGCCGAGAUGAAGGCCUUCCUGGGCUACAUGGUCUCCACCAGCAUCUCCCACUGCGAGUCGGUCCUCAGCAUCUGGAGCGGCGGUUUCUAUAGCAACCGGGGCCUGGCGGGGGGCAUGAGCCAGGCCCGCUUCGAGAAGAUCCUCAAGUACUUCCACGUGGUGGCCUUCCGCUCCAGCCAGGCGGCGCACGGCCUCUACAAGGUCCAGCCCUUCCUCGACGCCCUGCAGAGCAGCUUCGACGUGGCCUUCAGGCCCUCCCAGACCCAGGUGCUACACGAACCCCUGAUUGACGAGGACCCCGUGUUCAUCGCCACGUGCACGGAGCGGGAGCUGCGCAAGAGGAAGAAGCGGAAGUUCAGUCUGUGGGUCAGGCAGUGCUCGGCCACCGGCUUCAUCGUGCAGAUCUACGUCCACCUGAAGGAGGGCGCGGGCCCCGACGGGCUGGACGCGCUGAAGAACAAGCCGCAGCUGCACGGCGCGGUGGCCCGGAACCUGUGCCGCAACGCGGCCGGCAAGAACUACAUCGUCUUCACGGGGCCCAGCAUCACCAGCCUGGCGCUGUUCGAGGAGUUCGAAAAGCAAGGUUUGUCGCGUGGCAAGCGGCGUGAGCCUGGCCCUGCCCGGAAAGUGGUGCUGGGAGAGGUUGGGGUGGAGAGGCGUCCGCACAGCCCGUGCGAGGAGGCCUUUCCCGGGAGCAGAUCACUGCAGCCCCGGCCGGGACCUGCUGGGCACCGGAGGGUGAUUAUCAAGCGGAGGAGCGGGGAGGUGCCCUGCCCCUUGGCCGUGGAGGCGUUUGCCGCUCACCUCAGCUACAUCUGCAGAUACGACGACAAGUACACCCCCUCUGCUCUCUGGUUUACACGGACACCCGGCGGGUGGGACAGGCACGGGUGUGUCACAGGCAGGGCACACGAGGGACCUGGGCUGACACUCUGUCCCGCAGGGGUGAUUAUCAAGCGGAGGAGCGGGGAGGUGCCCUGCCCCUUGGCCGUGGAGGCGUUUGCCGCUCACCUCAGCUACAUCUGCAGAUACGACGACAAGUACAGCAAGUAUUUCAUCUUCCACAAACCCAACAAGACCUGGCAGCAGGUGUUCUGGUUCGCCGUCAGCAUCGCCGUCAACAACGCCUACAUCCUGUACAAGCUGUCGGACGCCUACCACGCGCAGAGGUACAGCCGGGCGCAGUUCGGCGAGAGACUCGUGCGGGAGCUGCUGGGCCUGGAGGACGCCUCUCCCACCCCCUGACCGGGGCCGGGCUCGGGGAAGGACCAGGUGGGGGGGAGCCUGCCGUCGACCUGCCCGCCCC